Molecule: messenger RNA, 489 nt
Organism: Pseudomyrmex gracilis
Lineage: Eukaryota; Metazoa; Arthropoda; Insecta; Hymenoptera; Formicidae
Product: tudor domain-containing protein 5-like
Exons: 1
Coding region: 1-489 (162 amino acids)
Source: RefSeq, a predicted model, not a curated record
AUGUGGCCACAGCAGGUGCAAGAAGGAGGAGUUUACAGCAUCGACAUAGGUGACAAAACCUGGCAAAGAGGAAUCAGAACAAAGGACCUCGGCGAGAAUGGAGUCUUUGUUUUUCUUAGAGAUUGGGGAACGGUAGUACAUCGACAGAAAAACCACAUCUAUGUAUUGGAAGAUAAGUUCCGCGAACUACCUUGGCAAGCCAUCCCGUGCGGAUUAGCUUUUACUGCUCCAGAUAAUUUUGCGCCUUACUGGUCAAAAAGGGCUAACGUUAUGAUGCGACUCACUUGCGAAGGAAAAGGGGGGUUGAUGCGAGUCAGAGGCAUUGCCGGCAACCGCCACAAAGAAGCUUAUGUCGAUCUUAAGAUACAAAUGGAAAACGGCGGUGACGCUGUGUACAUACGCUCACUGCUUAAGAGUCUCGGUUACACGCGCGACGUUCCAAAAGUGAAAACUGAGACGCAACCGUUUAUCGCUGGCAUGUCUCAGUAA